AUGUUGAACCGAUUUAUUUCAACAAAGUUUUUUUCGGUACCAGGAACAGGAAAAAAUAAUAAUGAAAAGUCAUUAAUUUCUACGGGUGGUACAAAUAUGUCUUUAUACAACAAGUACAAUACAGAACAAGUAAAAAUUCAAAAUGCUGUACCAAAUGCAUGUCAUAAUAUUAUUAAGACUAGUUGUCCGAUAACUAAGAGAAUUCCAUCAAAAAAGUUAUGUUAUUCAGAUCAUGCUCGAUUUUUUACAAAAAAUAUGACAGAAUCUUCUGCAGAAACUAUGAGAAAUGAAAUAUCAGAUAAUGAAUGCGUUAACAAUAUAUGUAAUUUUAAUCAUAAUUUUUUUCAAACUACUGAUCCAGAUAAUCAAUCAUAUGAAGGUUCGGAAUCAUAUUUGAAUGAAUUAGUAAAUAACCAAAAAAGUAAUGCAUUAUAUGUGUAUAACAAAAGUUCACAACGUAAUAAUCGAAGACGACAGAAACGUGCUUUACGAAAAGGCAUGCAUACAACUAAUUGCAAAGCAUCAUCAACAACUGACCUUUAA
Molecule: messenger RNA, 543 nt
Organism: Rotaria sp. Silwood2
Lineage: Eukaryota; Metazoa; Rotifera; Eurotatoria; Philodinida; Philodinidae
Source: the annotation of a GenBank genome assembly